Messenger RNA from Scophthalmus maximus (turbot), 6305 nucleotides. RefSeq names its product unconventional myosin-Ic. Gene Ontology annotation, cellular component: actin cytoskeleton; cytoplasm; myosin complex. The transcript is spliced from 33 exons. Gene Ontology annotation, biological process: vesicle transport along actin filament; actin filament organization. Bases 478 to 3669 code for a protein of 1063 amino acids. The record is from RefSeq and is a predicted model, not a curated record. Gene Ontology annotation, molecular function: ATP binding; microfilament motor activity; actin filament binding. Lineage: Eukaryota; Metazoa; Chordata; Actinopteri; Pleuronectiformes; Scophthalmidae.
CUUUUAAGGCGAAGACGUGUUUUAGGUAACGUUGCAUUUAGGUUCAGGUGAAGGAUACAAGGUUCGGAUUGGGGCAAGUAUUCAUCCAAGAGACACAAGCGUUCACCGCUCCCCUAUGGGCACACACAUGCACACGCCAGCAUGAGACAAAAGACACAUAUCCUCUGCAUGUGACCAUCCAUCUCUAGGAGCAGCUGAGCUUCACAUCCUCCCCAGGAUUCCCUCGACCAGAGAGGCAACAUCCUCUGGCGGCGGCUGAGGGGAAGCUGGCCUCACUGAGAGUGUGCGCUCUGCAACAGGUUUCUCUUGGGAUGGUCUUCUAGGUCCACUCGUCCCUGCCUGAGCCGAGGAUUUGCCAGCGGACCUGAGGGGAGAGGUGUAAUAUUUUUCGUCCGUCUCUCCUGGCGAAAGUGGGAAAGGAACAGAAUCACUUUCUUGAAGAAAAAAAAAAAAAGGGCCCGAGAACAAGAGGGAACAAUGAUGGAGCUGACGAUCCAACUGAUCCCGACAGGGGAAAUCAUCUUUUCUCCAGGGAAAAAUGGAGACUACUGCCACAGCUGCAAGGUGGUGGCUAGUGACGGGGUGCGGGCUAUGAUGGAGUCGGCCCUGACAGCCAGAGACCGGGUGGGCGUGCAGGACUUUGUCCUGCUGGAGAACUACACCAGCGAGGCCGCCUUCAUAGAGAACCUGCGCAAGCGCUUCAAGGAGAACCUCAUCUAUACCUACAUUGGUUCGGUGCUGGUGUCUGUCAACCCAUACAAAGACCUGGAGAUCUACACCAAGAACCACAUGGAGCGAUACCGCGGGGUCAACUUCUACGAGGUCUCACCACAUAUCUACGCAGUGGCAGACAACUCGUACCGCUCCAUGAGGACGGAGAGGAAGGACCAGUGCAUCCUGAUCUCCGGGGAGAGCGGGGCCGGGAAGACGGAGGCGUCCAAGAAGAUCCUGCAGUACUAUGCCAUCACCUGUCCGGCCAGCGAGCAGGUGCAGACCAUCAAGGACCGGCUGCUGCAGUCCAACCCAGUGCUGGAGGCCUUUGGCAAUGCCAAGACGUUGCGUAACGACAACUCGAGCCGCUUUGGCAAGUACAUGGACGUUCAGUUUGACUUCAAGGGCGCCCCGGUGGGGGGUCACAUCAUCAACUACCUGCUGGAGAAGUCCCGCGUGGUCCACCAGAACCACGGAGAGAGGAACUUCCACAUUUUCUAUCAGAUGAUUGAGGGCGGCGAGGAGGACCUGCUGAGACGCAUGGGCCUGGAGAGGAACCCGCAGCAGUACCAGUACCUGGUCAAAGGUAACUGUCCCAAAGUGAGCUCCAUCAAUGACCGCAGUGAUUGGAAGAUGGUGAGGAAAGCCUUGAGUGUGAUUGGCUUCAACGAGGACGACGUGGAGGAGUUGUUGAACAUAAUCGCCAGCGUGCUCCACCUGGGAAAUGUGCAGUACGGCGGGGAGGAGGGCAACGCCUGCAUCACCUCUGACACACAGAUAAAGUACCUGUCCAGGUUGUUAGGGGUGAAUGGGACAGUGCUGACAGAGGCACUCACACACAAGAAGAUAAUUGCCAAGGGAGAGGAGCUGAUGAGCCCACUGAACCUAGAGCAGGCGUCAUCAGCUCGGGAUGCUCUGUCCAAGGCGGUGUACGGACGCACCUUCACCUGGCUGGUUAACAAGAUCAAUGCCUCACUGGCAUACAAGGAUGACUCCUACAAGAAUUGCUCUGUCAUCGGUCUACUGGACAUCUACGGCUUUGAGGUCUUCCAGCACAACAGCUUUGAGCAGUUCUGCAUCAACUACUGUAACGAGAAACUGCAGCAGCUCUUCAUUGAGCUCACCCUGAAGUCGGAGCAGGAGGAGUACGAGGCCGAGGGCAUCACGUGGGAGCCGGUGCAGUACUUCAACAACAAGAUCAUCUGUGACCUGGUGGAGGAGAAGUUCAAAGGCAUCAUCUCCAUUCUGGACGAGGAGUGUCUGAGGCCCGGAGACGCCAGUGACAUCACCUUCCUAGAGAAGCUGGAGGACACUGUGGGAGGACACGCACACUUUGUCACUCACAAGCUGGCUGAUGCAAAGACCCGGAAGGUGAUGGGUCGUGAUGAAUUCAGACUGCUGCAUUACGCUGGAGAAGUCAACUACAAUGUUAACGGAUUUUUGGACAAGAACAACGACCUGCUCUUCAGGAACUUAAAAGAGGUCAUGUGUAUGUCGGAGAACAAGAUCCUGAACCAGUGUUUUGACAGAGAGGAGCUGAGCGACAAGAAACGUCCCGACACGGCAGCCACCCAGUUCAAAGCCAGUCUGGCGAAACUAAUGGAGAUCCUCAUGUCCAAGGAGCCGUCGUACGUCCGCUGCAUCAAGCCCAAUGACUCCAAGCAAGCAGCUCGAUUCGACGAGGUGCUGGUCCGUCACCAGGUCAAGUACCUGGGACUGAUGGAGAAUCUGAGGGUGAGGAGAGCCGGCUUCGCUUACAGGCGACGCUACGAGGUCUUCCUGCAGAGGUACAAGUCCCUGUGUCCAGACACGUGGCCAAACUGGCAGGGGAAACUGGCCGACGGAGUGGCCACACUGGUCAAACAUCUGGGAUACAAGCCGGAGGAGUACAAACUGGGCAGAUCCAAAAUCUUCAUCCGUUUUCCCAAGACCUUGUUUUCCACCGAGGACGCACUGGAGACCAGGAAACACGGUCUUGCCACCAAGCUACAGGCGGGAUGGAGAGGCUACAGCCAAAAGUCCAAGUAUCUAAAGCUCCGAACCGCAGCUAUUGCCAUCCAGGCGUGGUGGAGGGGAGUCCUGGCCAGGAGGAGGGCCCAGCGCAGGCGUAAGGCUGCGGACACUAUUCGCAGGUUCAUCAAGGGCUUCAUUUACCGCCACAAGGAUCGCUGUCCGGAGAACGAGUAUUUCCUGGACUACGUCCGCUACUCGUUCCUCAUGAAGCUGCACAGGAACCUGCCCAAGAGCGUCCUGGACAAGAGCUGGCCGACGCCUCCGGCCGCUCUCACUGAGGCAUCGGAGCAUUUGCGUAAGCUGUGCAUGCAGAACAUGGUGUGGAGCUACUGCAAGAAGAUCAGCCCCGAGUGGAAGCACCAGUUGGAGCAGAAGAUGAUCGCCAGUGAGAUCUUCAAGGACAAGAAGGACAACUACCCACAAAGCGUGCCCAAACUGUUUGUCAGCACGAGACUCAAUGGCGAGGACAUCAACCCCAAGGUGCUGCAGGCUCUGGGCAGUGAGAAGAUGAAGUACGCAGUGUCAGUCACCAAGUACGACAGGAAAGGCUACAAAGCUCGACCUCGCCAGCUGCUCCUCACCGGCAACAGCGCCGUCAUCAUAGAGGAGGCCAAACUCAAGCAGCGCAUCGACUACGGAGCUCUGAAAGGGAUCUCAGUCAGCUCGCUCAGCGACGGCUUGUUUGUUCUGCACGUGCCCAGUGACGACAACAAACAGAAGGGAGACGUCGUUCUGCAGAGUGACCAUGUGAUUGAGACCUUGACCAAGAUUGCAAUCUGUGCCGACAAAGUCAACAGCAUCAACAUCAACCAGGGCAGUAUAAAGUUUACACUGGGUCAGGGGAAAGAAGGGAUCAUAGACUUCACCCCCGGAUCAGAACUACUGGUGGCCAAGGCCAAGAACGGACACUUGUCUGUGACGGCUCCCAGACUCAACUCCAGAUGAUGGCCACUCUGCGCACACACACACACACACACACACACACACACACACACACACACACACACACUCCUCUGACCUCUCCCAUCCUCCAAUCACAUGACUGCAGACGCCGCUCUGCCUAAGCCAAUCCGAUGCCAGCCGUCACUGCGCAGGUGGCAUGUGCUUCCAAAUAUUAAAAAAAGAAGAAAAAAAAAAGAAAUCCAGCAAAACUAAUUGAUAUAUUUAUGUUUAUAUAUUAUAUUUUUGGGAUUAAUACUGUUGUUGUUUUGAAUAUUCUGAUUUUAUAUAUGAGGCCAAGGAAUAACAUGUUUUGGUGCGUUUUUCUUGCACCGCGCGUGUUUAUCGUGCUUUAUUUCGGAACAUGACCAAGAGAGCGACGGGGGAAGAGUCAGAGUUCAAGACGACGACGACGACGACGAGAUUGUUGUUGAUGAAAAAUCAGGGUUGGUUGUUGCCUGUUGCCUCUUUGUUUUUGUUUUUCUGUUUGCUUUUUUCCUGCUUGACCAGAAGACGUGAUUGUCUUUGCUGACCCUACUUCGCCAACUGGGGCCGAUGACUUGCUAUAGAAGCAUGGAGGUGUGUAGAACAAGGCUGACCGUAUGUAGGAAGGAUGUGGAGAGGUUCGGGGAUAGCGGGGAAUGACAUUUCAAUCGAAUGGUGACGCUUUGACCCAAAAAACAGGCUUUCAAGGGCCAGACUGGCUCACUGACUCACAGGAUCUACUACUGAUUAUAUUUCAAAUGAUCUGUAUUUGUAUAGAGGAAAGCUGACCGAUUCACCACACAAAAUAAUCGGCAUGUUCCGCAAACACUGCAAAAAAUAUGAACAAAGCAAGUGAGGAGGUGUGUGAGAGGACGGGUGAAAAGAGGGACGGAAGAACGCAGCAGUCAUUUGCCACCACAACAGGUGCUUGUGCGUCGAUAGAAAGUCGUCGGCCUCCGACUGAAGGUUGUACUGCCCUGCGACCGGACUCUUCCCUGGUGCAGAACCACAUGACAUGUUCUGACAGCGUCUCUCUGUCGAGUGGACUACGUCAUCUUCCCAUGAUCCUCUCUGCGUCGCUGGCCACCUACUUGACCUGACCUGACCUGACCUGACCUGCUUUUACCUUAGCUGUGACUGGACGGGCGUGAUGGCUACCUCUGACUCGGUUCGGACCAAUGUUUUCCACUAAAAUUCACCAAAGGCCAUCAUUAACUUUGUUAGUAUGGAGUGUUUCUCUCACUUUUUACUAUCAUAUUUUAAUUUUUUUUUUCCUUCUUACAACUGUAUGCCUAUGCGACAGAGUUGAGACCACAACUCGAGACUAAGACUCACAGUCCGAGACCGUUGAAAAUCUGGAUUUAGUGAAAAGUGCUAGCGAAGGCUGAAGACCUUUUUUGUUUAGAUUGAAGCAACGAACAUCCGUGUGGCUUCAUAUAUGACGUCUCUAAAUGGGAACUCUUCAAAAAGACACUUUUUGGCUUUCUUGCUGAGAGUUAGAUGUGAAAGAUUGAUACCAAUCUUGUGUCUGUACGCCAAGUAUGAAGAUCCACACAGUUUUAGAUUUCGUACACAUUCAACGAUAUUCAGUUUGUAGAAUAAUUAAGAGCCUUAAUGUGUGAUAAGAAUAUAUUAAUCAGUGCGCUUUAGACAUGCAAAGCAGAAUUUAUUGCCUUGCCAGCUCCAUACCCAGUUCUAGACAUGUGAAUCGUAUGAAGAUUUUUUUUACUUUGAUCCAUUCAGGCCUGGAAAAAACAUAAAAAUAGCAUCAAACUCAUCAGGCAACACGAAAAAGAGUCUUCAUUUAAAUUAAAAACAGAAUAUUUACGCAAUAAAUGAAUCAAACGAAAUAUCAAGUAAAAGCUUCGGACUGACCGGUUCUACUAUAAACAUAUAUAUAUAUAUAUAUAUAUAUAUAUAUAUGAACCUCCGACCCUUGACCUCAAACAAGUCUACCGGUGAGACCAAAGACAGACGGUGAGGAAGUUGUGUUGUUGAAAACGUUUCUUUCUGUCCAGACCUCGCUCAAUGACGGAACUUUUCCCUCGGCGCGGCUCUGGGCGGCGAGGCAGUGCAAUAUGCCGAGGCAGGACUGUGCUUCUGCACUUAAAAACUAUACUAGCCAAAGACCCUGUUGAUUUAUACUGAUCCUGUGUAUGAUUUAUAUGAUAUUAUUAUGAUUGUUAUGUUGUUUUUUUUCCAGGAGGGGAGAUGUGUGUUUGUACAGUUUGUGUUCUGUGUCAUAAAUGAGGAGAUUUGAGCCGAGCGAGCUUUGACGACGCGGAACCUUUUGGAGAGAAGAAGCUUUUGGUGUUGUUUUGUUAACGUGUUCACGUGCCUUGUUGGAUAGCAACACAACACAUGUUGUGUGAAAAAUAAAAGAAAUACCUCUUUGACAGAGUACAGGCGACGGCUAGCGAAGGGUUGUUUCUGAACGUUUCCCAGCAGCAUCUAAAAGGUUUUGCUUCCUCUGCGUGUAUAAGCUUUAUUCGAACCAAACUCUGAGUUUGUCUGUUGAUUUACAGUUGCACUCCUGUUGUCAGUCCUGACUUACUGUACGCACCAAACCAAUGUAUAAUUACGCCAGCACACUAAAAAAGAAUAAGAUACUAAAGAUUUGAAAAUAAAUAAAUUUGAAAAAUAAAUGCAAAACCGAC